Molecule: messenger RNA, 1654 nt
Organism: Cornus florida
Lineage: Eukaryota; Viridiplantae; Streptophyta; Magnoliopsida; Cornales; Cornaceae
Exons: 11
Coding region: 140-1357 (405 amino acids)
Biological process (GO): protein localization to cell surface; proteolysis; attachment of GPI anchor to protein
Cellular component (GO): GPI-anchor transamidase complex
Molecular function (GO): GPI-anchor transamidase activity
Source: RefSeq, a predicted model, not a curated record
UUAUAAUACGGUUCUAGUUUAAUUAACCGUAAGGUCACAAUUCAAUCAGCAUUUUCCAAUUCAUGACAAUUAAACGAAGAUCAAAUGAUGAUUUAACACUUUCCAGAGCAAAUAGAAACUGGCGUUGACUCAUUUGAACAUGGCCAGCUCCUUCAAGCACACAGUGUUCAUAUUCUGGCUUCUGUGUCCGAUUCUUCUCUGCAAUGCGAUUGCCUCAAGCUCGUCGUCUUCUUCCUCUUCAGCAACCACAAUUCACACCAACAAUUGGGCUGUCUUGGUCUGCACAUCUCGUUUCUGGUUUAAUUAUCGGCAUAUGGCCAAUACUUUAUCUUUAUAUAGGACAGUAAAACGGUUAGGAAUACCUGACGAGAGGAUAAUACUUAUGUUGGCUGAUGAUAUGGCUUGCAAUGCUCGGAACAAGUACCCUGCCCAAGUCUUCAACAAUGAAAACCACAGACUUAAUUUGUAUGGAGAUAACGUUGAGGCAAAUUAUCGAGGUUAUGAAGUGACAGUUGAAAACUUUUUGCGAGUUUUAACAGGGCGUCAUGAGACUGCUGUGCCAAGGUCAAAGCGUCUUUUGAGUGAUGAAGGAAGCCACAUACUCCUUUACAUGACAGGGCAUGGAGGAGACGAAUUUCUAAAAUUUCAAGACUCGGAGGAGCUUCAGAGUCAUGAUUUAGCUGAUGCAGUGAAACAAAUGAAAGAAAAGCGUAGAUUCAAAGAGCUUCUGAUUAUGGUAGACACUUGCCAAGCUGCCACUCUCUUUUCUCAGCUUCGUUCACCUGGUGUUUUGGCUAUUGGAAGUAGCAUGAAAGGAGAGAACUCUUAUUCACAUCACUUGGACUCUGAUGUCGGUGUCUCUGUUGUGGAUCGUUUCACAUUUUAUACCCUUGCUUUCUUUGAGAGGCUGAAUAUUUAUGACAAUGCUUCAUUGAGCAGUCUUUUCAAUUCCUAUAAUCCAAGCAUGCUGUUUUCAACUGCAUAUUAUCGAACAGAUCUGUACAAACGGCAAUUAGAGGAGGUACCUGUAACAAACUUCUUUGGUUCAGUCAUGGAAACAAUUCACACUGAUUCGGCUUAUAGAGGCCACACAGUUAAAGUCUCCAGCAAGGCUAAAAUCAAGAUCUCGAUUGAUCAAUCAGUUGGCAUGGACAAGCGAAGAACUCUAAGUUCAAACAUUCAGGAACAAAUUAGUGAUUCAAACCCAAAGGAUCAACAGGUCUCUUGUCCUUUUACACGUAUGUGGAGUAAUUUUCAGGACAAGAUGGUUAAAGUUGAAGAUGUUGAUACCUUCGUGAACUAUGGUUUUUUAGUAAUGCUGUCACUGGUUGCAGUUUCCACUUGGUUAUCAGGGUGAAGUCUUGCAAAAAUAUAUGACCAGAAAACCAACCAAAGGUCCAAAGAGCAUGCUGUUCAAGCAACCGUAAGAGAAAACCUUCAUUCGGUACCGGGGUCGGCGGCGUGGUAGAUUAACAUCACCUGGGGUUGGAGAACCGAAUUAGCCAUGCCCAUUACCCUCUUCAAUGAUUUUCAAUUUUGAUUCGAGUAAUACCAGGAUUCCUACAAGAGCGUUGACCUAUUGAUGGUUCCAACCUGUAUAAUGUAAUGGCUAAUGUUGGAUCAUUAGACGUUAUUAAUUUUUUGAUUCAGUAAA